CCAAAAAUGAUAUCUGGUCAGCAUAAGAGCCCAGCCCAGAACACAUACCUAUCAGAAAAUCAGACAUCUCGGCAGCGACAGCUCAAACCCCGUGUACGUUAAUAUAACAAACAAACCAAUGCAUUUUUAGCGCCUUCAAUAGAGAAUUCCACUCCAUGCAACAAUGGCUGAACUCAAUUCUCGUGGCCCCAACCUUUUACCAUCACAGCUUCUCCUUUGAAUCCCUUAUUUUUAAGCUUCUCUCUUUCCCUCUCCCCAUAUAUCUCCUCUCUCUCUCUCGUAUCCAAACCUCAACACCCCAUAUCUAUGAAAAGCAAACCCAAAACUACAUAAAACAAAUAAAAACCAGAAACCCCCCUAAAAAAAGUUCUCUCUGGUCUCUCCUCCCUCCCUCCACGGUUGUUUGAUCGAUCGGUGCUUGCAUUAUGGGUCGCUAAUGAAAAGAUAGUGAUGAGGAGCAGAUAAAAUCAUCGAUCGAUCUGGCCACAAAAAAUAAAGAAAUGGAGGUGCAGAGGAUGAGACAGUUGAUGUUACUUUGGUCUAGAAUGCAAAGUACCCGUGUAGCCCUCGUGGGUGGAAACCACACAGCCGCCAGGUUUUGUACUCGCUAAUCUGUUUUGACUAUCCCCCUUUUCCUCUGUCUCCCUCUCACUGUACUUUUAUCAAACAUCUUCUCUGCACUGAAAUAAGCACAGCUUUCUUCAAAAAGCGAUCUUUUUUUGCUUCAUUUGAUUCGUGAAUACGCACAAAAACUCUACUUUCACAUGGAAACAACCCACUUCGUUCAAGGGUUUCAAUCCAAUUGCCCCAGGAAGUUCUGCAAACCAUUGUAUUACAGUGGCCUUCAGUUUCUGACUGAUACGUAUUUGAUCAUCAAACUUCCUGAUUCGGGUAUUCUGAGGAUUCUUUCGAGAUCCAUGAUUUUGGCUUUGAUUUUCGUUUCGUUGCCCUGGUUAGGCAGUUCUGCAAUGUUUACGCCAAUUGUUUCUGGUUCUGAAAUUGGCACCGAUUCCAUCAAUGUUGAAUUCUUGCCAUCACUCUUCCAAGAUUUAACAAAGGAAGGCCUUAUUCAAGCAGGAUCAAAAGCUCUUUUCUUAAGCAAUGAGGAUCAACAGAACGAUAUUUACAAUUCUCGGAUGCUCGGUGGACAAGACAUGAUCCACAUGAAUGUUAUCUCUGUUAAUGAUUUGGGGCAACAAAAUGUUGUCCCUGAAGAAUUCUUUGACGCUGUAAUCACAAGCAGCUUCCAUGUUGCCACGGCAUUCAUUGAUCGGACUCUCAAAGUUGGUGGUGUCGCCAUUGUUCAACUAAGCCAAAAUCCAUCAUUGGCAUUCAACAAGCCACCCAAUUACAAGAUUGUCUAUCUUAGACGUUUUGGUUCAGUCAUCUUGGCCAUGAAGAAAACAAGUAAUGCUCAAGCUAGUUCGGCCACACAGAGGCGGCUCCUUGCCCAUUCAUCUGAGGCAAGAAAGGCAGCAUUGAAGAACCUGGAAGACGUGCUCCUCGAACCUCCAAGGGCAGCUUCAGGCAAGUCAAGCAGAUACCUGAAGAAAACGAGGUACCUACCAGACUUAACCGGUGACUCCCUAGAGAACUACCCGCGACGGGUAUUCAUUGAUGUUGGAUUGCCAGCAGAAGAGCGGGGCAGUGGCACUGGAUGGUUUGCUAAGAAUUAUCCGACAAGGAAUCUGGAUUUUGAGAUACAUAAGAUCGAGACGGUGACAGAGGAAUCUUCGGGGAAGGAGGUGCCACAAGUGGCAGAGGUUGGGAUGUCAGACUGGUUGAUAAAGAAUGUGAAGGAAGAAGAUUAUGUGGUGAUGAAGGGAGAAGCAGAAGUAGUAGAGGAGAUGAUGAAGAGCAAGGCAAUAACAUUAGUGGAUGAGCUUUUCAUGGAGUGCAAGCCACAAAGGAAAGCAGGAAGAAAUGGCAGUGGGAGGGCUUAUUGGGAAUGUUUGGCUUUGUAUGGAAAGUUGAGGGAUGAAGGUGUUGCAGUGCACCAAUGGUGGGGUUGAGAGAGAGAGAGAUCAUAAAAAGAAAUUAUGGGGUUAAGAGUCUCUUUAUUGAUCAUUCCAUCAAUACUUUUUUCAAUUUUUUUUUGUGCGUGGUUUUAAUUUCAUUAUGGGGUGUUAUAAAGUCGUACCUUCUGAGUUCAUAAAAGAAGGAGAUUAUGAUGAUUUUUUAUAGAAUGGAUGGGUGUUCCACUUGUU
Tripterygium wilfordii is the source of this 2207-nucleotide messenger RNA. RefSeq lists its product as uncharacterized. Bases 765 to 2012 code for a protein of 415 amino acids. The record is from RefSeq and is a predicted model, not a curated record. The transcript is spliced from 2 exons. NCBI's taxonomy places the organism in Eukaryota, Viridiplantae, Streptophyta, Magnoliopsida, Celastrales, Celastraceae.